Tachysurus vachellii is the source of this 1921-nucleotide messenger RNA. It is a transcript of the gene cdc37, whose product is annotated as cell division cycle 37 homolog (S. cerevisiae). The record is from RefSeq and is a predicted model, not a curated record. NCBI's taxonomy places the organism in Eukaryota, Metazoa, Chordata, Actinopteri, Siluriformes, Bagridae. Gene Ontology annotation, molecular function: heat shock protein binding; protein-folding chaperone binding; protein kinase binding. The coding region runs from base 199 to 1338 and encodes 379 amino acids. Gene Ontology annotation, biological process: protein folding; protein stabilization. Gene Ontology annotation, cellular component: cytoplasm. The transcript is spliced from 8 exons.
CGUGCUGAUGACGUUGCUCCUAAACGGAACUGCUGGAGUUUUCUAGAAAAGGCUUUAAGACAUUAGUGAGUUUUGACUCCGUAACGCGGAAUAAACUCGUUAUAAGGCGCAGAGACGGUGUCCUUAUAGCAGUUUAUAGCUUAAAGUCGGGACUGGACCUCAUUACUGCUGCAGAACUAACAUUUAUUAACAAUAAUAAUGACCACCAUCGACUACAGCGUGUGGGACCACAUAGAGGUGUCUGAUGAUGAAGAUGAUACACAUCCGAAUAUAGACACACCGAGUCUGUUCAGGUGGAGACACCAGGCUCGAGUGGAGCGAAUGGAGGCUUUCCAGAUGAAAGGGGUGGAGCUAGAGAAGAGUCUAUCAGAGGUCAGAAAGAAGCUGUCGGAGGCUCAGCGCAAAGUGAAGAAGCUGGAGGGGGCGAGUACAGAGCAGGCCAAGAAGGAGCUGGAGGAGUCCAAGAACGAGGAGAAGCAGCUGCGCAAGGAGGAGCGGAGCUGGGAGAAGAAGAUAGAUGAGCACCGGAGAGAGGAGAAGAAGAUGCCCUGGAACGUAGAUACACUCAGUAAGGAAGGAUUCAGCAAGAGUGUGUUGAACAUAAAGCCAGAGGUGAAGGAAGAGACAGAGGAGGAAAAAGAGAAGAAGCACAAGACCUUUGUGGAGAAGUAUGAGAAACAGAUAAAGCACUUUGGAAUGCUGCGGCGUUGGGAUGACAGUCAGAAGUUCCUCAGUGAUAACCCUCACCUGGUGUGUGAGGAGACUGCAAACUACCUGGUUAUCAUGUGCAUUGACCUGGAGGUGGAGGAGAAACAUGCUCUCAUGGAACAGGUGGCCCAUCAGACCAUUGUUAUGCAGUUCAUCCUGGAACUCGCAAAAAGCCUAAAGAUCGACCCACGGGGAUGUUUCCGCCAGUUCUUCUCCAAGAUAAAGACGGCAGAUCAGCAGUAUCAGGAUGCCUUUAAUGAUGAGCUGGCGUCCUUUAAAGAGCGUGUACGUGGCCGGGCAAAGGUCCGCAUUGAGAAGGCCAUGAAGGAGUAUGAAGAGGAGGAGAGGCAAAAACGCCUUGGUCCUGGAGGUCUGGACCCUGUGGAGGUGUAUGACACCCUGCCCCAGGAAAUGCAGAAGUGCUUUGAUGAGAAAGACAUCCAGAUGUUACAAGAUGCCAUCAGCAAAAUGGACCCUACGGAGGCGAAGUACCACAUGAAGCGCUGCAUCGAUUCAGGUCUGUGGGUGCCGAAUUCACAGCCAGACGAUGACCGAGAGAAAGACGAGGAGAAGGAGGUGAAGGAGGAGGAGCCUCAGUAUGAGGAAGUGAAGAUUGGAGAUGCUCAGUGAGCCCUGAUCCACAAUAACACAUUUCUCCCUUAUUACCAUAAUGCUCUGGUCUGACCAAAAUGUGGAAGCUUUAUGGAGUAGUAUUUACUGGUGAGGAACUGGGGCUACUGGAACACAGUACUAUCAUGACUCCAUUCACAUGUAAUACAACUGAACAUUUACCCAAAAUACAAGAAUGUCGACCUAAACAAAAGCGUUGUCUGUGUUGUGGCUGUGCGCAUGUGUUUUUAUUUUUAUUUUUUAUUCUGCCCUCCUGAGGUGUUCUUGACUAUUUCCACUCACCGCUACUAUAGUUUCAUACAUGGUCAGUAACGCAGAGCUGUGAUUGGCUGAUUAAAGCAUGUUCUCUGAAAAUGACUUAUUAAUAAACUCUGUAGUUGCACCUAUUGGUUUAUCAGUAAAGUGUGUUGAUCAGUCAUAUUCUAAAUAACCCGUUAGCUUGUACAGCUUUAUUUCUCUUCCUGUGCACAUGGAUGUCACACUCGUUUGUGUACGAUGACGAUCAUCUUGUUAGGUUCAGACUGGCAUCCUCUUUAUUUGUACUAGAACAGUGACGGCUAAAUAAAGGUCUUCUGUAAACACA